This is a messenger RNA of Notechis scutatus (mainland tiger snake), 3688 nucleotides long. NCBI's taxonomy places the organism in Eukaryota, Metazoa, Chordata, Lepidosauria, Squamata, Elapidae. The record is from RefSeq and is a predicted model, not a curated record.
UCAUGGGACAUAUUCUUUCGCAAUGCCAAUGCUGGAGCUGCUCCAGGUACUGCUUACCAAAGCCCCCCUCCGUUAAAUACCAGCCUAUCAACCCUGGCCCAUGCACAAUCUCUGGUUCAAGCACAGCCAAAUGUAGAUAAGCUGGUGGAAGAUCAUCUUGCAGUCCAGUCACUUAUCAGGGCAUAUCAGAUUCGAGGGCAUCAUGUAGCCCAGCUCGACCCAUUGGGCAUCUUGGAUGCUGAUCUGGACUCUUCCGUUCCAGCUGAUAUUAUCAGUUCCGCAGACAAACUGGAUCUUGCUGUAUUCAAGGAGCGGCUGAGAGUGCUAACAGUAGGAGGGUUUUAUGGUCUAGAUGAAUCGGAUCUUGACAAAGUCUUUCACUUGCCAACUACAACUUUCAUUGGAGGAAAUGAGUCUGCUCUUCCACUCCGGGAAAUCAUCCGUCGUUUGGAGAUGGCUUACUGUCAGCACAUUGGAGUAGAAUUCAUGUUUAUUAAUGAUCUUGAGCAAUGUCAAUGGAUAAGGCAGAAGUUUGAAACGCCUGGUAUCAUGCAGUUCUCCAGUGAGGAGAAGCGCACCCUGCUGGCCAGGCUAGUGCGUUCAACCAGGUUUGAGGAGUUCCUGCACAGAAAGUGGUCUUCUGAGAAACGGUUUGGUUUGGAAGGCUGUGAGGUUCUGAUUCCUGCUUUAAAGACAAUAAUUGACAAGUCAAGUGAAAAAGGAGUGGAUUAUGUUAUCAUGGGAAUGCCUCACAGAGGGCGUCUCAAUGUUCUUGCCAAUGUUAUCAGAAAGGAGUUGGAGCAAAUUUUCUGCCAGUUUGAUUCUAAGCUAGAAGCUGCAGAUGAAGGCUCAGGGGAUGUAAAGUACCAUUUGGGAAUGUAUCACCGAAGGAUUAACCGUGUCACUGACAGGACCAUCACUCUUUCACUGGUUGCAAAUCCUUCUCAUUUGGAGGCUGCUGAUCCUGUUGUUCAGGGAAAAACAAAGGCAGAACAAUUUUACUGUGGGGACACUGAAGGAAAGAAAGUUAUGUCAAUCCUUUUGCAUGGAGAUGCUGCUUUUGCUGGGCAAGGGAUCGUUUACGAGACUUUCCAUUUGAGUGACCUGCCUUCCUAUACAACACAUGGGACAGUUCAUGUGGUAGUGAACAAUCAGAUUGGAUUCACUACCGAUCCUCGUAUGGCCCGUUCCUCCCCAUAUCCAACAGAUGUGGCUCGUGUGGUUAAUGCACCCAUUUUCCAUGUCAAUGUUGAUGAUCCAGAGGCUGUAGUAUAUGUGUGCAAUGUGGCAGCUGAAUGGAGAAGUACUUUCCACAAAGAUGUAGUUGUGGAUCUGGUGUGCUACAGGCGAAAUGGGCAUAAUGAGAUGGACGAGCCAAUGUUCACUCAGCCAUUAAUGUAUAAGCAGAUCCGAAAACAGAAACCUGUGCUACAGAAGUAUGCUGAGACUCUGAUUUCACAAGGAGUAGUAAAUCAACCAGAAUAUGAGGAGGAAAUUUCCAAGUAUGACAAAAUCUGUGAAGAGGCUCAUGCCAGGUCCAAGGAUGAAAAAAUCCUUCACAUCAAGCAUUGGUUAGACUCUCCAUGGCCUGGUUUCUUCACCCUGGAUGGCCAACCUCGGAGCAUGACUUGUCCUUCUACCGGCUUGACUGAAGAAGAUUUGGUCCAUAUAGGAAAGGUGGCCAGUUCAGUUCCUGUUGAAAAUUUUACCAUUCAUGGGGGCUUAAGCAGGAUUCUAAAAACACGAGGAGAGAUGGUUUCCAAUAGGACUGUAGACUGGGCCUUAGCAGAGUAUAUGGCGUUUGGCUCUCUUCUUAAAGAAGGAAUCCAUAUUCGGCUGAGUGGACAAGAUGUUGAAAGAGGAACAUUCAGCCAUCGGCACCAUGUCUUGCAUGAUCAGAAUGUUGACAAGAGAACCUGUAUUCCCAUGAAUCAUCUGUGGCCAAAUCAAGCUCCUUACACUGUCUGCAAUAGUUCUCUCUCAGAAUAUGGAGUCCUAGGAUUUGAGCUUGGCUUUGCUAUGGCCAGUCCCAAUGCUUUGGUGGUUUGGGAAGCUCAAUUUGGCGACUUCCACAAUACAGCUCAGUGUAUCAUCGACCAGUUCAUCUGCUCUGGGCAGGCCAAAUGGGUGAGGCAGAAUGGCAUUGUACUUCUUCUUCCCCAUGGCAUGGAGGGCAUGGGCCCUGAGCAUUCUUCUGCUCGACCAGAACGAUUCUUACAAAUGUGCAAUGAUGAUCCAGAUGUCUUCCCGAAACUAGACGACUUUGAUGUGCGCCAGCUGUACGACUGCAAUUGGAUUGUUGUAAACUGCUCCACUCCAGCAAACUUUUUCCAUGUUAUGCGGCGGCAGAUACUUCUCCCCUUCCGGAAACCACUGAUAGUCUUCACUCCAAAGUCCUUGUUGCGUCACCCUGAAGCUCGGUCCAGCUUUGAUGAAAUGCUGGCAGGCACUCAUUUCCAGCGUGUCAUCUCAGACACUAGUCUGGCAGCACAGAAUCCAGAACAAGUCAAACGAGUUCUCUUCUGCACUGGUAAACUUUAUUAUGAACUUAUUCGAGAGCGGAAGACACGGAAUAGGGAAGCAGAUGUGGCCAUUACAAGGGUAGAGCAGCUGUCGCCAUUCCCUUUUGACCUCCUGCUGAAGGAAUUCCAUAAAUACCCCAAUGCAGACCUAGUUUGGUGUCAAGAAGAGCACAAAAACCAAGGAUAUUAUGAUUAUGUGAAACCUAGACUCCGCACAACCAUUGACCGUGCAAAGCCAGUGUGGUAUGCUGGCCGAGAACCUGCUGCUGCCCCAGCAACAGGAAACAAAAAGAAUCACUUAACCGAACUGCAACGCUUGCUGGACACGGCCUUCAACCUCGACUCUUUCAAGGGCUUGUCUUAGAUGCAUCUGGACCUUAGUUCUGUCCCAACACCCUGUGUUUAUGGUGUUUCUAUCUAUCAUUUCUUUUCUGUGUCUUUAACUAUAGACUUGUAAGCUAACUUAAGGAGCUUGUUAUUAACCUCUUCCUGCUGUUAAAAGAAGUGCCCCAUCAAAACAAUCCCUGUCUGAAUAUUUGUGUUAAGGUUUCUGAGGGUUGCUGCAUCUUCUGGAUUCACUCCUGCACAAACCCCUGGGCUUACCUUGCUCCAUUGCUCCAGGAUGAGAGCUUCGAAGGGACUAAUAUUGGCCUUCCAAAUAACCCUUGGUAGUGGGUGGUAUGGUGGAUUCUAGUUAAUGCCUGAUUCUUGACUUUAAUCCCAAAAUUAAUCUGGAGCUCGCACUGCUUUGUGACAAAUUAUGAUUUUCAUCCCCCAUUGCACUAUUCAAGGUGCGUGUGAGCUGGUAUUGAACUUGAUUUUGGUGACAAUAUUACCUUUCCACAAUAUUCCAUAUCUCUGACAUUGAAAAUCCUGGGCUCACACUGUUUUACUGCUGUUAUUUAACAAUUAGUAUUGUCUUCACUAGAUGUACCUCUUUGAGGAUAUUUUAUGGAAAUCUUGUUUCUUUUAAUGAAGGAAGCAGGAUAAUCUGCAAGGCACAGACCUAGGUGUUUGUUUUAUCAAACUGUAACUCUUACUAAUUCAAAUCACAUCCUGGAUGAGGGCCUGUUUGAAUCUUGGCAUCUAAUAUAUCUUUUUUUAACAUGGUCACCAUAACCAUAACUAUACGGGCCUUCAAUUUCAUCUAGCUUUUGGCUCUGACU